Messenger RNA from Prinia subflava (tawny-flanked prinia), 1520 nucleotides. It is a transcript of the gene BBIP1, whose product is annotated as BBSome interacting protein 1. Lineage: Eukaryota; Metazoa; Chordata; Aves; Passeriformes; Cisticolidae. The transcript has 2 exons. Gene Ontology annotation, cellular component: BBSome. The coding region runs from base 152 to 373 and encodes 73 amino acids. Gene Ontology annotation, biological process: receptor localization to non-motile cilium; cilium assembly. The record is from RefSeq and is a predicted model, not a curated record.
CCGGGACCACAAUUCCCAUCGCGCACUGGGGCAGCCGGCGCCCCGUCAGGCCUACCCCUCCCAGCGGGCACGGGGCGCGCGGGCGCGGCGCCGCGCAGUGCACGCUGGGAGCUGUAGUCCUCCCCGCGGGUGGUGCCGAGCCGGAGCCGCCAUGCCGGAGGGGACCGGAGCGCUGCGGGAGGUGCUGCCCAAGCAAGGGCAGCUGUCGGUGGAGGACACGGCCACGAUGGUGCUGUGCAAGCCCAAGAUCCUGCCCCUCAAGUCGGUGUCGCUGGAGAAGCUGGAGAAGCUGCAGAGGGCGGCGCUGGAGGCGGCCCAGCCGCCCGAGGCGGCCCCACCGCCGUCCGCGGGGGCCGCGCCGCCCCGGCAGUAGCGCGGGCAGGGCCGUGCCCGGCCGCAGCCGCGAUCGGAGGUACCGCUGUGUAACGGGGCUGCGGGUUAAAGCGCGGCCUCCAGGCCGGCGGUGGGGCCGGGCGGGGAGGCCGCGCGUCGGGCGCUGUUGGUGUAGAAGUUGCGCUGGUCGCUGCCCAGGCGGUUUUAAACGCGGCUUUAGAGGCACCAGAACCCCUCGGAAAGCGGCAGGAGGCGAGCUCCACAAGCCCCGGCUCCAGGCCGGGCUUACCAGACCCGCUCGAGCAGUGAAGUGCUUGGCUCCUGGAGCACAGCGUGUUCCCGGCCCUGGAAUGGCUACUCCCAGCAUUUCGGAACACCUGAAAUCCUGACAUGAAACAAGAAAGGAGAGGCUCUACCGUGUUCCUGUAGGCGAGUCUUCCUUAGAUCUGUCUUGUUCUUGAGCCAGGGCUUGAGGAAGCUCUGCAGCAAAGACACAUUCACACUAUCUGCCAGCCUGGACACUCCUACACAAGUCAGCUGUGUUUUCCAAAACAGAUCUGGUAAAUACUUACUUACCAUGAGCUUAAUUAUUCUGUGCUCUCGUCCUGAUUGCAAUACCAAAGGGCAGCGUUACGUGUACUGCUUAAUUUAUUCUGUUUAAAAUAAAUAAAAAGGAGGCAGAAACAAGAGCUUCACAAAAAAUAUUUUUAAUAUGUUUUACCAGAACUUUUCACUUUUCCAGUUACAUAGAAAAAAAGACAAGUUUGGUACAUGGGGGCUGAAACCAACCAGUGUUCUCCCCUGAAACAGAUUCAUUCAUCUUGUGACCCAACUGUAUUUUCUUGGGCUCUUUAAAACAAAGAAACUGCUAUUUUUUUUAACUCCCAAAAGCACAGUAUUUCUUUAGCAGCAAUGGAAAUGGGAUCACAGCAGCUUAACUUGACCCUUCUAUAAUAAAGCUUUGUAUAAACCAGUGAUUUUCUGAUGACAGCGCUGUCCUGGGAAGAGCGAGCGGCAGUCGGACAUCGAUGCACACGUGGAAUGAUUAGGUCAUAAACAUGGCACAUACAGAGAUAGCUUAUUUCAAGGCACCACCACAGCAGAGUGGCCAGUUGUUCUACUAUAUGCCCAAAGAAAGAACACUUCUUCCUGAAAUUUACAAAACUAUAAAAAAAAAAAAAAGAAAA